CACUGCCGCUGCUUCGCGGGUUGGAGGGCCCGGGUCCCGGGGCGAGCGGAGGCUGCGGGUGGGAGCCUGCGCGGGCACUGCGGAGCGGGCCGGGGGAGGCCGGGAUGGAGCCCCCCGGAGUGGACUGAAGCGAGCGAGCCGGGCUCCAGAGCCUCGGGCGGCAUCCGGGGCCUCCCGGGGCUGCGGCGGAUGGUCUGAGGGCGGCGCAGACAUGGCUCACCUCCGGGGAUUUGCCAGCCAGCACUCGCGCGUGGACCCCGAGGAGCUCUUCACCAAGCUGGACCGCAUCGGCAAGGGCUCCUUCGGGGAGGUGUUCAAGGGCAUCGACAACCGCACCAAGGAGGUGGUGGCCAUCAAGAUCAUCGACCUGGAGGAGGCGGAGGACGAGAUCGAGGACAUCCAGCAGGAGAUCACCGUGCUCAGCCAGUGCGACAGCCCCUACAUCACGCGCUACUUCGGCUCCUACCUGAAGAGCACGAAGCUGUGGAUCAUCAUGGAGUACCUGGGCGGCGGCUCCGCACUGGACCUGCUGAAGCCAGGCCCCCUGGAGGAGACCUACAUCGCCACCAUCCUGCGGGAGAUCCUGAAGGGCCUGGACUACCUGCACUCGGAGCGCAAGAUCCACAGAGACAUCAAAGCUGCCAACGUGCUGCUCUCGGAGCAGGGAGACGUGAAGCUGGCCGACUUCGGGGUGGCGGGGCAGCUCACGGACACGCAGAUCAAGAGGAACACGUUUGUGGGCACCCCCUUCUGGAUGGCCCCCGAAGUCAUCAAGCAGUCAGCCUAUGAUUUCAAGGCCGACAUCUGGUCGCUGGGGAUCACGGCCAUCGAGCUGGCCAAGGGUGAGCCUCCGAACUCUGACCUCCACCCCAUGCGCGUCCUGUUCCUGAUCCCCAAGAACAGCCCGCCCACGCUGGAGGGCCACCACAGCAAGCCCUUCAAGGAGUUUGUGGAGGCCUGCCUCAACAAGGACCCCCGAUUUAGGCCCACCGCCAGAGAGCUGCUGAAGCACAAGUUCAUCACGCGCUACACCAGGAAGACCUCCUUCCUGACGGAGCUCAUCGACCGCUACAAGCGCUGGAAGUCCGAGGGGCACGGCGAGGAGUCCAGCUCCGAGGACUCCGACGUUGAUGGAGACGCUGAGGACGGAGAACAGGGCCCCAUCUGGACGUUUCCCCCAACCAUCCGGCCCAGCCCACACAGCAAGCUGCACAAGGGGGUGGCCCUGCACGGCCCCCAGAAGUCUGCGGAGCCCGUCAAGAGGCAGCCGCGGUCGCAGUGCCUGUCCACUCUGGUGCGGCCCGUCUUUGGAGAGCUCAAGGAGAAGCACAGGCAGAGCGGCGGGGGUGUGGGGGCCCUGGAGGAGCUGGAGAACGCCUUCAGCCUGGCCGAGGAGUCCUGCCCUGGCAUCUCCGACAAGCUGAUGGCCCAUCUGGUGGAGCGGGUGCAGAGGUUUUCACACAACAGAAACCACCUGCCGUCCACCCGCUGAAGCUGCUGCUUGUGCAGAGGGGAGAGAAGGGUCUUGUUUUGACCUCUGUACAGACCGCACCGACCUGCAACCCCUAGUGGGACGAGCCCCGCCCCCCGUGCCGAGGGCUGUCCUGCCUCUCCUUCCCGGCUGGGCUGAGGCGCCUGCAGCAGAGACUCAGGGAGAGCUGCGCAGCCCCUCGGGCUCCUGGAGAAGCAGCCCUGAACCACGGUGCAGGCUGCCGGCAGACGGCCUGCUCCACCUCCCAGGCCGCCCCCCUUGUGGUGCUGGGUCAGGUGCCGUGUCUUCUCGUAAGUACACGUGUCGGCCGGAACUUCUUGUUUCAGAACUGAACUCCCUUGCUGCCCCCUGUACUCCGAGGUUAAGGUGUUAGUUUUCAUAGGACUUUGUGAGGCUCCUGCCACUUUCAAUAAAGACCUGAACUGAAGAUGUGCUGGUAGUGGGAGGAAACCCAGGCCAGGUUCUGACAACCCCAUCUCCCCUUGGGGUGCCUCGUUCCUGGCUCGUCACAGCACACACUGACCUCGGAGGGAACAGGACCGAACAGAGGGCAGCAGGCAUCCUGGGUGCAGAAAGAUGCCCUUUAUUCUCAGCCACACACACAAGCAUGACAAAGGCAUGUUCGUCAACUUACACUUGUUAAGAAACACUGAGUACUAAUAAAUUAGAGGCCCUCACCCUCCCAGGGCCACAUGGAUCUUCGGGUUCCACUUCUCCAGAGGUCUGUGGGGUGGGCACCAGAGUGGCUUCUGCUGGACUUUGUGCAGCUGUGACCUGAGGCCUGUGCACAGCUGCAGUGGGCGGGUGCGGGCCCCC
This is a messenger RNA of Molossus molossus (Pallas's mastiff bat), 2308 nucleotides long. RefSeq names its product serine/threonine kinase 25 (gene STK25). Gene Ontology annotation, molecular function: protein kinase activity; ATP binding. The record is from RefSeq and is a predicted model, not a curated record. The transcript has 12 exons. Bases 212 to 1492 code for a protein of 426 amino acids. Gene Ontology annotation, biological process: protein phosphorylation. Lineage: Eukaryota; Metazoa; Chordata; Mammalia; Chiroptera; Molossidae.